Molecule: messenger RNA, 753 nt
Organism: Neltuma alba
Lineage: Eukaryota; Viridiplantae; Streptophyta; Magnoliopsida; Fabales; Fabaceae
Product: receptor-like protein EIX1
Exons: 1
Coding region: 1-753 (250 amino acids)
Molecular function (GO): protein binding
Source: RefSeq, a predicted model, not a curated record
AUGGUAGAUAUAAGGUUUCUUGUUGCUUGCCUUGUGCUUUUGGUGCAUUAUUCUUGCGGGGCACUUGCAGUUGGCAACACUACUGUCAAGUGCAGAGUCAAGGAACGACUCACUCUUCUUUAUCUCAAACGUGGCUUUGUUGAUCCCGAUGGCUACCUCUCUUCUUGGGGAAGUUCAGAGAACCACACAGAUUGUUGUGAAUGGCAUGGUGUUUCCUGUGACAGCCGAACGAGCCAUGUGGAUGCACUUCAUCUUCAUGCCCGCAAUUUGGAAGGUACAAUUUCUUCGUCAUUGGCUGAAUUGCAUCAUUUGAAUCAUUUGGACCUUAGCGGCAAUAAUUUAAACCCUCCAACUAAAUUCCUAGACUCCAUUCUUUCUUUGAAGAGAUUGCAAUUUCUCGAUCUCAGCCUCACAAAUUUGAAAGGAAACAUACCUCUCAAUUUGGGAUAUUUGUCUCGCUUGCAACAACUUUACCUUUCGGUAAACCAACUUGAAGGUGGCAUACCUAAAUCCUUGGCUUUAUGCAACUUAACAGUGGUGGAUCUGUCUAACAAUGCCUUGAGUGGACAAUUAGAUGACUUCGUUGCAUCAUUUGACCAUUGUGCCAACAUAUCACUACAGACCUUAAUUUUAUCUUGUAAUCGGUUUACGGGGUCAGUACCUAAUUUCUCACGGUUCUCAUUUUUGGAAACAUUAGAUCUCUCCAACAAUCAACUCAACGGAACUAUAAAUGAUGGCAUUGGAUUAUUGUAA